GGGAUAUUUUCACUCAGACGAGGGGUAUCUCCAAAACUAGCAGUGCCCGCUGCAGCAAGUGCGUGUGCGUGUGCGUGUGGGUGUGUAUAUAUGUGUGGGACCGAGGCGGCAUAUUAAUAUUAUUACUGAGGGCUGUAUCACCGCAAGCUUUGCAUGGUCCACAACGCGGAGACUGUUCGACACCAGCCCAAAAUGUCAAGGCAUCACAGAACCCCUUCGAGAAAUGCAAACAACAUUAUCGAGGUCAAAAGCAAAUUUGACGCGGAGUUCCGAAGGUUUGCCCUGAAGCGUUCCAGCGUGGGAGGCUUCCAGGAAUUCUACCGGCUAAUUCAGUCGGUCCAUCAGAUUCCCAGCGUGGACUUGCUGAUGGGAUAUACAGACAUCCAUGGGGAUUUACUACCAAUCAACAACGACGACAACUACCACAAGGCCCUGUCCUCUGCUAACCCGCUGCUAAGGAUCAUCAUCCAGAAGAGAGCGGAAGCUGACACUGGGGUUUUCGCCACUAACUCCCUGCAGCGCAGGAAGAAGGGACUCCACGGGCUGCGGCCGGUGCACAAGUCCAAGCCGCACCUCCUGAUCGGACUCCCACAGGACUUCCGGCAGAUCUCCUCCAUCAUCGAUGUGGACAUCCUGCCCGAGACCCACCGGCGCGUACGUCUGCACAAGCACGGCUCGGACAAGCCCCUGGGCUUCUACAUCCGCGACGGCCUGAGCAUGCGGGUGACCCCCCAGGGUGUGGAGAAGGUGCCGGGGGUGUUCAUCUCGCGGCUGGUGCGCGGCGGGCUGGCGGAGAGCACGGGGCUGCUGGCAGUCAACGACGAGAUCUUGGAGGUGAACGGCAUCGAUGUGGUGAGCAAAUCCCUUGACCAGGUGACGGACAUGAUGGUGGCCAACAGCCACAACCUGAUCGUGACGGUCAAGCCGGCCAACCAGCGGAACAACGUGGUCCGGAGCAGCAAGGCCUUGGGCAGUUCAGGCUUCUCCAACAACAGCACCCCCAGCCCGGCCUCGCACUACAUCAGCAACUACAGCACGGCCGAGGGGGAGAGCGACGACGAGGGGGACCUGAUCAUAGAGAGCGACGGCCUGCCCCCCUACCGGCCCGCCGGCUUCGUCAACGGGGACCAUCCGGGGCUGCUGCGCAGCUUCCAGCAGAGCACCUCCCUGCACAGCUCGCUGUCUGACAGCAAGGCCUCGCUCAGCUCCACGAACACUCACAACGGCAGCCCCGGCAAGAUCAACACGAGCCAGGAGAGCAUGCGGGAGGACGGCAACGUCAUCACGCUAUAACACUGGCGGACGCAGCCUUUCUUUCUUUUAUUCUUUCUUUGCUUCUUCCUUCCGUCGCCACCUCCUCCGCAGCCCGGGACUGGCGAUUCUCUACAUGCUGCUGGGACGCGCUCUUUCCUGGGUAACCUUUGGGAGGCUGACUCCGUCUAUUUGGAGGUGAGGGAAAGGGUGGCACACCGUGCUGCUUCCUGGGAUCUGGAAGGAGAGGGGCGGUGGCACUGCUGCAAGCUCUCCUUCAGAGGUCUGAUUCGGAAUAUCAAUCUGGAAGAAAACAGAAUUAAAGAGUCUGCUUCUUAGGAGGGUUGCUGUGGGCCUGCUCCCCUAUAGGACAGGCUGUUAAUGAAGUAUGAAGGUUUCCACUUACCCCCUCUGGGUAUGUUAAUCCUAACAAGAUAGGGGGCGCUCUGUCCUUCUUGGGUAUUUAUGGAAGGUAUAACCUAGAUUUCUCCUUUGAGAACCAAUGGACAUUCUGUUUCUAUUUGGUUCUUCUAUCCCAGUUUAUUUGCUUGAUUACUGUGACUGCAGACAAGGGGACCUGGCUUACAACCAUUGGUUAGACCGUAUUCUAUACAUUAGGUUUCCAGAUCCUGUAUUGCACUGGGGAUCUUCUGUUGCAGGGCUGGUACUGUGGAAAUGGGAUUAAAGCUAAUGCAGCUGACUGUUUAAUUAUGCGACUAAACGAGUCCCUAAAUAAUAAUCAUAAAAAAGCUGAUGCGUUUAUUUUAUUUCCUAAUCACACCAAAAAGUAAAUAGUUACAAUAAUACAUAAUGCCUUCUCAGUAAAAAAAUAAUAUAAAUAAUAUAAUUUUAUUAUGAGAUCUAUAAAUGAAAACCAAAGCAUUUAGAAAGACCUCAUCCUUGCGUUGUAAAGCACAGACGUAGCUUCACUUUUUAUUUAUAAUAAAUGAGUUCAAUAUCUUUAUUGUUUUUUUAGUGAGUAUCUAGUGUUUUAAUCAUGUUUUAAAUGUAUUGAUUGACAUCAUAUUCAUGACCUCAACAGCCCUUGCUAAAAUAUACUGCAGUAAGCCCACAAUAUACUGCAGUAAAGUGAAGUAUCUUGGACACCAGUAACUUUCUGAAAACAGUACAAUGAAGUAAAACUGCAAACGUGUUUCUGCCUUUUUGUAAUAGAAAUAAAAACAGAACUAAAUUACAACCUUCUGUAAACCCUACUGCCCCCAAAUAGUGUAAAGAAUUUUUUUAAAAUUACAAUUAAUAUUCCUUUUCGGCAUGGAGGUACAACCGCAACGAGCCCCCCGCAUUGGUAAUUCACAGAACUCCGCACCAAAACGCUGUGUAAUCUCCGGUCAUUCAUUCACGUGGUGGGUAGUACUGCUCUUCCACUGCUGCCUUUUCCCAGACGGGCUGAGACUGCCUGGGACCCUGUGC
Messenger RNA from Acipenser ruthenus (sterlet), 2682 nucleotides. RefSeq names its product partitioning defective 6 homolog alpha-like. Lineage: Eukaryota; Metazoa; Chordata; Actinopteri; Acipenseriformes; Acipenseridae. The record is from RefSeq and is a predicted model, not a curated record. Bases 154 to 1293 code for a protein of 379 amino acids. Gene Ontology annotation, cellular component: nucleus; apical plasma membrane; cell cortex. Gene Ontology annotation, biological process: regulation of cellular localization; establishment or maintenance of cell polarity; centrosome cycle. Gene Ontology annotation, molecular function: protein kinase C binding. The transcript is spliced from 3 exons.